UUUCAAAUGUUCAUCAAUCAAUUUAAGCAUGAUGUGUGUAUACAAGACAUAAAAUGCAAGAUUAAGAAGUUAAGUUAAGGUGUUGAGACAGAAAUUUCUGGAAAACAUUAUGAGUAUAGUGUAUUCUACUAAAUUGCUUUAGUAAACAUAUCUUAUUAUCAGCUAUUACGUUUCUUUUAAAAUUAUUCUUUACCAAGGAACAAUACAAACAUAUAAGUUCGUAACGGUAACAGUUAAUAUAUUAAUCAUUAAUUGUUUUCGGUCGAGAAAUAGGGUUUUACUUAGACUAAAGUAGAAUGUUUUGUAUUCUAUUUAGCAGUUAAUUAGUAAUAGUUAUACAUUGUGCAAAUAAAAUAUCACCAGUGUUUGAAUUGAAUAUAGCAUCUUAUCUUUGUUGAUAUUGAUAGAGGAUACAAAUUGCGAUUUAUUCGUGGGUAGAUCACUGAUAGCCCAAAUUAAGUACGGUUUUGAGUUGUUAGCUGACGAUAAUGAAAUAAAACUUUAACUGUAAACUUUAUAUGUUUGAAUCUAUCAAUACAGCACAAUGUGAAUAACUACUUACAAUAAAUUUAGCAUUUAAUGCAAGUACCACAUAAUAAUUCAUUUUAGUAGACGUUCACAACUUUAAAUUGAAAUGUAUUAGAUCUUCGUUUAUUAACACAACAUUCUAACCAGAUAGACGAUGCGGACAUGACACGAGACAAAAGGCCCCGUAACUGUUAGAUACAACUUUCUAUCUGUAUUGCCCUCUGCAUCAGGGGUUGCCUUGAAAACUGAACUCUUAGACUGAAUCGGAUGUACUAGCUUUGUUUGAUACUACAAUGCUAAGGCAGUUCGGCUCGAACAUCUAUUAACAAUAACAUAUUGCAAAAUUACGCCCGUCUUCUCUACAUUUGACCUAGUAUAAGCAACACACAUUAUUCAAAACAUAUUAUGAAAUCGUAUCCUUGUUUCACGUGUUGCGAAAUACUUAUUUGUGAACAAGAAACUGAGCUCUGACUUAUUUGUUUUAUCUGCUGAUUGGCCUGACGUAUUGAUAUCGGUUGGUAUUUUUAAAGUACUGUCUGGCAUGUUUUGACUGUUUUUAUUUAUUGAUUAAGUUUCAGUCAGAGUUUCUCUAUGACUUUUACCCAUAUUGACAGUUUAAUGUGUGCCUUUAUCAAGUGGCUCAUUGAACACACUCAUAUAUAUUCCAAACUGGUUUGGAAGUCUUUGUGUGACAACUUCCGCAAAAGAUGUAAAACUAAUCGUAAUGCAAUAAAAUGAAAUAACGUUUUAUCUUUAAUGAGUUAAUCACUACAAAUUAUCUUCAUAGAAUUUUAUUGUAAAUUGUAUCGAUAUCACUUUUGCGUAUCUAACAUUAAAAAAGACACAUCGCAUUGAGUUUUAUUAAUAUUUGUGUUGUUGUUUUACUUGACUUGUUUUUGUUUUUGUAUAUUUAUAUUUAGUGCACGUUUUGACAUGACCUUUGAUCGGUGACAUUUCCAUAGGAAGGUGUGUCUAAAAAGUAGUCCCUUUUUUACAUAACGUCAUCAGCAUAAACACAUUCAUUCUUAAUAUUUGCAAAAUAUGUUUUUGGCUGUUGUUGAUGCUUUCCGGUGUUUAAAUGUCAGACAUCGUGGUAUUUAAUUGUUUGUUUUGAUGAAUCUGAUUCCUUGUUUUCACAAUAAGAUAUAACUUAUUUGUUAAAUCUAAGUAAUAUGACCUUCCUCCACAUAUCGACCGAUAUAUGACCUUCAUGUUGAACAUGAUAACAAAAUGUAUAGUGCAUCGUUAUAUCAGGCAGAUAUCAAUGUAGUGGUAUGAUAAAUUAGUGGUAUGAUAAAUCAUGGUUCUUCCUUUAAUGGACUGUAACGAAUAUAUUUUGCAACACAAUGAUUAUUGAUAUUUAAAAGAGUUUAACAACGGCAGUGUGCACUGGAUACGUACAAAAACACGCCCACAGUACUACUAUGUCCGAGAAAACUACAUAUCGCAAUCAAAAUGUCGUCUGACCUAUCAAGACCAAUUAAGCCAACUGGUCGUGGGAAAAUCAACAACGAUCAGCCUCCAUUGACAGAAAAGCCUGGUAGUCGAAAUUCAACUCGCAAGUCUCCUUCAGCAUAUGCUGGAAGUGAUAUCGUAGAGGAUGACAUUGAGAAUAUGCAAAUGCAACUGCAGAAAGUUUCGGCAGAAAAGGAGAAACAAAAGGAAGAUUUGGACCAAGCGAAAAAAGAAGUGUCUGAAAUCCAUAACAAGUUGCAGAUCGUAAUCCACGAGAAGGAGAAACAACAGAAAGCAUUAGACAAAUCUACAAAAGACCUGUCGGAACUACAAAAGAAGCUAAAUGCUGCUGAAACUAAGAUUGCGCAACGCGAGAAAGAGUUCUAUGAACUUCAGUCAAGGUCAAGACAAGCUGAAGCUGAGUGUAAUCUACAUGAAAGAAAGCUCAAUGAUCUUCAAACAAAACUUAAAACUGCUCUGGCUGAAUGUAACAGAGGCAAGCAAGAGUACAAGGAUCUCAAGGCACAGCUAAAUGCUGCUGAAACUAAGAUUGCGCAACGCGAGAAAGAGUUCUAUGAACUUCAGUCAAGGUCAAGACAAGCUGAAGCUGAGUGUAAUCUACAUGAAAGAAAGCUCAAUGAUCUUCAAACAAAACUUAAAACUGCUCUGGCUGAAUGUAACAGAGGCAAGCAAGUGUACAAGGAUCUCAAGGAACAACUUCAAUCUGCUCUGACUGAGUGUAGCAGAGGAGAAAAAGAGUUCAGAGAUUUCAAGGAACAAACCAUGGGUUGCUUUCCAAGUAAGCGUUGCGCAGAGUUGGAGAGAGACGUAGACGAGGAGAAAGAACGUUUUAUAAAGGAUAAAGAAAGUUUUAUAGGGCAAGUGUUGCAAGCAAUGGAUAGCAAAGAUGAGGAAUUGGCGCAAAUGAAGAAAAAACUAGAAGAACAGGAGCGAAAGCUAGAUGCCUUCUACAAGGGCAGUGCACAGAUUAUGAGAGAGAGUGGAUCCCAGGAAAAUACGAACGACGAGUUCUCAAAUACCCGUCUUGCAGAACGCUUUGAUGUAUCACUGAAGAGGAAAUGGCUAGACAUAUGUGAUGCACUUCAAUUAAUAAUCAACGAAAUUCAGAAACUGACAACACUUUCUGUAAUAAUGGAGAGAGUCUCCAAGCACACCGCCCACACGGUUAAUGAUACGGAAAAAAAUCUCGUACUAUUAGCCCAUUAUGCCAAUGAAGACCAGAAUGAGGUUCGGCACGCCAUUCAAAUUUUAAGACAGAGACUUGGUCAGAAAAAGAGCACACGGGAAUAUGUUGUUAAGGAUAUAGUCGCUAAAGUGAAAGAAGAUGAAACUGUUACGAGUAUUUUAACCCGCAACAAUGUGCCUGAUGCAACGGUCGCCACUAUAGAAAGAUUUAUGUAUGAUCUUGCGGACAUAUGCUGGUUGAUGUGUAUUGGUAAUCCGCCUUUAAAACUGAACUUUGACGUUAAAGGAGUGGAUUUCAGUAAGAUCGACAAUCGAUUUGUUGAAUACGCGAUUAUUGAGAACGAGUUUUCUGACGGAAAACCCGGAGCAGUGUAUCUGGUAGCUUGGCCCUCAUUGGAACUUGAGGACAACACAGGAUUUUUGAAAAAAGGCGAAGCUAUAGUGUGCAGAUAGAAAUUAACUGUGUAACAGAAACGCACAUUAUGGUAAUAUUACCGUAUGUCUUAUUUAAAGGGACGUUUUAUGGGUGAAAAGUUUAUUAUAAAAGCCCAAUAUUAUCAUAAUUAAAUAAAAGAUAGCAUUAAGACAUUUAAACAUGUUUAUUUCCUAUGUUAGUUGUAAAAUUCAUGUAUUAUUUAUAUUCUAACUGAUGUUAUUACAAUUGUGUAUAUUCAAAAAUGUCAAAUGAGAUUUUUUUGUCAACUGUUUUGACAAAUAUACGUAAUUUAUUGUUACAAAAACACUCAAACGCACGCACGCACGCACGCACGCACGCACGCACGCACGCACGCACGCACGCACGCACGCACGCACGCACGCACGCACGCACGCACGCACGCACGCACGCACGCACGCACGCACGCACGCACGCACGCACGCACGCACGCACGCACGCACGCACGCACGCACGCACGCACGCACGCACGCACACACACACACACACACACACACACACACACACACACACACACACACACACACACACACACACACACACACACACACGCACACACACACACGCACUGUGUGUGUGACAAAAAAGUAAUGUUGAGGGACACAUAACGGCUGAAUUUGAUCUGUACUAUCAAAAAUUCACAAAUAUUUGAAAUACAAAAUUCAAGAAUCAUUAUCAGGAGUAAUACGCUUUUUAAAAUCUGCUACUCGCUUAUUAAAGGGUAGCGACCAUUGCCUUUGACAUGCAUGGCAAUACGUGUUUUUGUGUUAUGUUGUGUUUAUGUUGUCGCCUACAAUGUAUAGGAAAUAGGUUAGUUUCCUGAAAUAAAGACCAGCGGGACUUAACACCAAAUUCACUUCUGGUAAUAUUUCUAUAGUUGGAUAAUACAUAUUUUGUUUUCUAUAGACAAUCAAGGAUAUGAAGUUAUGGCUAUUAUGUAAUAAUAAUUGUAAUAGCCUAAUUCAAUGAAAACAAAUCUGCAUAACUCUUGGAUAUCGUCGAAUACAAUGUAGUCGACUAAACGCGCUCUACUUAAAUCCGUUUAAACUUACAUAUUUAGUAAUAUAUUGGCUUUUUUCAUAUAACAUGCACGUUAAUUUUUGAAAAAUAAAAUGGUUAUUUUAUAU
This is a messenger RNA of Dreissena polymorpha, 4770 nucleotides long. RefSeq names its product paramyosin-like. NCBI's taxonomy places the organism in Eukaryota, Metazoa, Mollusca, Bivalvia, Myida, Dreissenidae. The transcript is spliced from 18 exons. The coding region runs from base 1984 to 3642 and encodes 552 amino acids. The record is from RefSeq and is a predicted model, not a curated record.